This is a messenger RNA of Lasiodiplodia theobromae, 426 nucleotides long. Its product is annotated as Integral membrane protein. NCBI's taxonomy places the organism in Eukaryota, Fungi, Ascomycota, Dothideomycetes, Botryosphaeriales, Botryosphaeriaceae. The record is from RefSeq and is a predicted model, not a curated record. Bases 1 to 426 code for a protein of 141 amino acids. The transcript is spliced from 3 exons.
AUGAGCUUCGUCUAUCGCAUGACCAACGCCGCCCCGAGCGAUUAUGAGACGCCCCCCUUCCCAUCGCUCUAUUGGCCAUUCCCCGUUCGCGGCCACCAGGCUUACUACCUCUAUGAUCCUGGCGAUGUGUGGCGCUUCACCUUGCUGUGGACUCUGAUCUUCUACGGUGCUGUCCAUGUUGCCACCUCAGGCUAUGCCAUUGCUGUCCAGUGGCGCAAUUGGAAAGUCAUCUGGAUCAUUCCCGUUAUUUUCUGUGUGAUAGGCGGUAUUGAAGCCGUCAUAGCUGGCAGUAUUGUUGGAGGGCUACUAGGUGGCGUGUACAGCGCCGGCUACUACAACAUGUCGACGUGGAUUCCUUUCGUCUGGGGUCUGAUUAAUACCUUGGUCCUCAUCCUCUCCUCGUUUGCCAUUCAAGGCGCCCUUUGA